Molecule: messenger RNA, 1419 nt
Organism: Penicillium roqueforti
Lineage: Eukaryota; Fungi; Ascomycota; Eurotiomycetes; Eurotiales; Aspergillaceae
Exons: 2
Coding region: 1-1419 (472 amino acids)
Source: RefSeq, a predicted model, not a curated record
AUGCCUUUCCCGGCAACUCCAUCACCAUUCCGCCUCGCCCGUCGCAACCCAUCCACGCGCCGCAGUGGCCCUCAGUUCGCCUCCACACCCCGGUUUCUACUAUCACAAAGUGUCGCACAGAAGGAAGAUGAUGAUCUUGAUCUCAUAGAUGAUGACGGGCCAUCUUCAACGCGUAAAGUCGCGAGUAACCUGCCUGUUACCCAAACUGCCCCCGGCUCGCGUCAACAACGCGACGUGAUUGAGGACUCUGAUGAUGCCGCAGGCAUAGGAGAUGUGCAAACCGGAGGGAGAGAUGCGGACGAACUACCAGACGAUGCCAUAAACAGCACUCCCCCCGAAGAAGCAGAGACUCCGGGAAUCCUGGACGCUGAGUUCGACGCGCUGUUUUCGCCGGUCAGGGAUGGGAAUAAACGGCGUCGUGUAGAGGGGGUGGCACCCUCCCAUCGAAGAAAUCUGACACAUAUCGAUCCAAUAUUGUCAUCACCACCCGAAUCCGUGGAUCCUCCAGCCGAUCCCAUCGCUUUAUCUGAUAAAAGCAGGCAAAGCACUACGGCAUGGGACAUGGGUAUGGAGAGAAAUCCCGCACCGAGUGCAUGUCUAUUUGCACAAGCCGCAUCGACCCCAAGCAAUAUGAAAACACCAUUCCGCAGUCGUCCUCGAUUUAUGCUUUCCUCGGCGGCGAGGCCUCCCAGCAGCCAGUCCGCGCCCAGAUUCAAACUAGACGAACCAGGCAUAUCGCCGUCUGAGAGACGAAAACCGGUUUUUGUUUUGCCUCGCUCGCCGUCGCCGAAUCCGGAUGCAGAGGAUAUCCCUGCACCCUUCUCUCCUUCCUCGCGCACACUGCAUCGCCGUGGUCGAAACCGAGCCGGUGUGUCCAAUUACAUCCCUGGCGGAAUGGCCGCUGAGGCACGCGGUUGGAUCUUAGAAAUGGGGACGAAACGUGACCAGCUUCCAAAACCUCCCUUGGGCCAGGCCUCAGACUCGCCGGAAAAGCCGAAUGCAUAUCUCCUAACUGCGCGUGUUAUUCAUGUCAGCCAGUCAUCUAUGAGUGGCUGUGGCUCUCUGUCCUUUCUUCAAGCGGAACUACUUACUGGGAAUCAUAUACAAGGGAGAAAUCCUGAUCCUGUCUUGAAUAUCAUGAUUAUGGGAACUUCCCGAUCUAAAUCCGUCGUGCGUCAAAAUCCCUCGCGUUCUGAUGCAAUUACAACACCCCAACUGCGAAAAGGGGAUUUAGUGGGGAUUCACAAAGGGCUCAACUGGAGUUUGGAGCUCGGGAAUGACUCCUACGAACGUCGGUCACCUGGUCAGGUAUCUGGUUACGUUUCGGAGCGUGGUCCAUCUGACAAUGGCGCAUCUCUAGAGACAAAAGAGGGCUGGCUCAUAGCCAUGGAAUGGGACCUCAUUGGAGCAGCUGAAUGA